Molecule: messenger RNA, 3085 nt
Organism: Drosophila willistoni
Lineage: Eukaryota; Metazoa; Arthropoda; Insecta; Diptera; Drosophilidae
Gene: Grik
Product: glutamate receptor ionotropic, kainate 2
Exons: 13
Coding region: 42-3011 (989 amino acids)
Biological process (GO): modulation of chemical synaptic transmission; synaptic transmission, glutamatergic; monoatomic ion transport
Cellular component (GO): plasma membrane; postsynaptic membrane
Molecular function (GO): transmitter-gated monoatomic ion channel activity involved in regulation of postsynaptic membrane potential; glutamate-gated receptor activity
Source: RefSeq, a predicted model, not a curated record
AACCAACAAAAUACUAUCUGUAAAUUUGUUGAUUGCAUUUUAUGGGGCUUUUUGCAAUGGCAGCUGCUGCCCCCACACAAGAUAUGAGCAAACAAAUGGCAUCAGUUUAUUGCACUGGAAAAUGCACGAGAACUGGGAAACAUGGAAAUGCCGGAUGUCCACAUGGUGUGGGCUUGUUGUGGAUAUUAACACUGAUGAUUCCUCUUGCCACCUUGAUUGUUGGCUCUGGAGCGGAGCGUACCAAUGUGGGCCUCAUCUACGAGAGUACGAUUCCAGAGAUGGAGAAAAUCUUUCAUUUGGCCAUUGCGAAAGCAAAUGAAGACAAUGAGGAAAUGAAUUUUCAUGGUGUUACCAUGGCCAUUGAGCCUGGAAACUCUUUUGAGACUUCGAAAAAGCUUUGCAAAAUGCUCAAGCAAAAUUUGGUGGCUGUUUUUGGACCCACUACCAAUUUGGCUGCUCGCCACGCCAUGAGCAUUUGCGAUGCAAAGGAAUUGCCUUUUCUGGACACACGCUGGGAUUUCGAUGCCCAACUGCCCACCAUCAAUCUGCAUCCACAUCCAUCACAGCUGGCCCUGACACUGAAGGAUAUUGUGAUGUCUAUGGGUUGGGAGAGUUUCACCAUUAUCUACGAGUCUGGCGAAUAUCUGGCCACUGUUAGCGAGCUACUGCAGAUGUAUGGAACAGCGGGUCCAACUAUCACAGUGCGGCGUUAUGAAUUGAAUUUGAACGGAAACUAUCGAAAUGUCCUGCGUCGCAUACGCAAUGCUGAGGACUUCUCUUUUGUGGUAGUCGGAUCAAUGGAAACAUUGCCAGAGUUCUUCAAACAGGCCCAGCAAGUGGGAUUGCUGACCAGCGAUUAUCGUUACAUUGUUGGAAAUCUGGACUGGCAUACCAUGGAUGUGGAGCCCUAUCAACAUGCUGGGACUAAUAUAACUGCGCUACGUCUAGUUUCGCCAGAAGAUGAACUAGUGCAAGAAGUGGCCAAGGCGCUUUACGAGAGCGACGAGCCAUUUCAAAAUGUCUCGUGCCCUUUGACCAACAGCAUGGCUCUGGUCUAUGAUGGUGUACAACUCCUGGCCGAGACCUACAAGCAUGUGGACUUUCGCCCCGUGCCGCUAAGCUGCGGCGAUGACUCUGCCUGGGACAAGGGUUUCACACUCGUCAACUAUAUGAAAUCGCUUACGCUGAAUGGCCUCACGGGUCCCAUUCGCUUUGACUACGAGGGAUUGCGCACAGACUUUCAGUUGGAUGUCAUUGAGCUGACUGUCUCCGGCAUGCAGCAGAUUGGACAAUGGAGCAGUGAAGGCGGCUUUGAGCCGAAUCGCCCACCUCCGGCUCAUUCCCUGGAGCCGGAUAUUCGUUCGCUGGUGAACAAAAGUUUUGUGGUCAUUACGGCCAUUAGUGAACCCUAUGGCAUGCUGAAGGAAACCGCAGAGAAACUGGAGGGCAAUGAUCAGUUCGAGGGCUUUGGCAUCGAGCUCAUCGAUGAGUUAUCCAAAAAACUUGGCUUUACCUACACAUUUCGCCUGCAAGUGGAUAAUAAAUACGGAGGCAUAGAUCCCAAAACAGGCGAAUGGAAUGGCAUGUUGCGUGAGAUAAUCGAUAAUCGAGCUGACCUGGCCAUCACGGAUCUAACAAUGACAUCGGAGAGAGAGAGUGGUGUGGACUUUACGAUACCCUUUAUGAAUCUGGGAAUUGCAAUUUUGUUUCGCAAACCAAUGAAAGAGCCCCCCAAAUUGUUCUCAUUCAUGUCGCCAUUUUCGGGAGAGGUGUGGAUCUUUUUGGGAUUGGCCUAUACAAGUGUGUCAAUUACCAUGUUUGUGCUGGGACGUCUAUCGCCAGCGGAAUGGGACAAUCCAUAUCCGUGUAUUGAGGAGCCCACCGAACUGGAGAAUCAAUUCAGUUUUGCCAAUUGCAUGUGGUUUUCCAUUGGAGCAUUGCUCCAACAAGGCUCCGAACUGGCACCCAAAGCCUAUUCAACGCGUGCUGUGGCUGCUUCCUGGUGGUUUUUCACUCUAAUUUUGGUAUCCUCGUACACAGCCAAUUUGGCUGCUUUUCUCACUGUCGAAUCCUUGGUAACGCCCAUCAAUGAUGCUGAUGAUUUGUCAGAGAACAAAGGAGGUGUGAAAUAUGGUGCCAAAAAUGGUGGCAGCACCUUUACUUUCUUUCGAGAGUCAACCUAUCCCACAUAUCAGAAGAUGUAUGAGUUCAUGAAAGAGAAUCCUCAAUAUAUGACCAAUACGAAUCAGGAAGGUGUAGAUGCCGUGGAGAAUACUAAUUAUGCCUUUCUCAUGGAGUCCACGACCAUUGAGUACAUCACAGAACGUCGUUGCACUUUGACCCAGGUGGGUUCAUUGCUGGACGAGAAGGGCUAUGGCAUAGCUAUGCGAAAGAAUUCUCCUUAUCGUGAUACUCUCAGUCUUGCCAUAUUGGAGUUGCAGGAGCAGGGCUUGUUGACCAAAAUGAAGACCAAAUGGUGGAAGGAGAAACGUGGUGGUGGCGCCUGUUCGGAUGCGGAUGACGAUGGCGGAGCAUUGGCUUUGGAAAUCAGCAAUUUGGGCGGCGUCUUUCUGGUCAUGGGCGUUGGCUCGUUCUUUGGCAUAUUUGUCUCGUUGCUCGAGAUGGUGCUUGGUGUCAAGGAUCGUAGCAGUGAAAACAAGGAGGUGCCUGAUUCGGAUGCCUCCUCGCUGGGCUUUGCCAAUUUGGGCGGCGUCUAUUUGGUCAUGUUUGUGGGCAGCUGUUUUGCCAGCGUUUAUGGGCUGAUUAACUGCGUGCUCAGCACCUACUGGAGUGCACGGGAGAAUAAGGUGAACUUUAAGGACGAGUUGCUCGAUGAGCUGCGCUUCAUACUCAGGUGUUCUGGCAACACAAAGGCUGUUAAAUAUCCCAAAAACUCAGAAAACGAUGCCCAUUCAGAUGAUGGUGGCUCUAAAUCUAAGGACUCCUCCGUAUCCAUUGAGUCCUUGCCCAAGGAUUCGUCAGAGCAGCAUGGCCCACGUACCAAGAAGUAGAAAAUAAUGGGUUUUUAUUUCAAAAGUUCUUAAAGCAAUUGUUUCAACCAGAAUAAAGAACUAAACUUUUGCAU